Messenger RNA from Crotalus tigris (Tiger rattlesnake), 1209 nucleotides. It is a transcript of the gene GALM, whose product is annotated as galactose mutarotase. The coding region runs from base 34 to 1059 and encodes 341 amino acids. Gene Ontology annotation, molecular function: carbohydrate binding; aldose 1-epimerase activity. Lineage: Eukaryota; Metazoa; Chordata; Lepidosauria; Squamata; Viperidae. The record is from RefSeq and is a predicted model, not a curated record. Gene Ontology annotation, biological process: glucose metabolic process; beta-D-galactose catabolic process via UDP-galactose, Leloir pathway. The transcript is spliced from 8 exons.
CUGACCUACGCUUAGCGCAAAGAGGAAGAAACAAUGCUUGAGGUGAAGAAAGAAGCCUUUGGUGAAUUGCCUCUUGGCGGAGGAACCGUGGAAAAAUUCCUGCUCACAUCCGACACAGUCGAAGUGGAAAUAAUAACCUUAGGCUGCAUAAUCACCUCCUUGAAGACUAAAGACAGAAACGGAAAGUUUUCGGACAUUGUUUUAGGCUUUGAUCAUUUGGAAGGAUACAUCUGUAAGCACCCCUAUUUUGGAGCUACCAUUGGACGGGUGGCUAACAGAAUUGCCAAAGGGAAAUUUACAGUGGAAGGACAUGAAUACCAGCUGGCCCUCAAUGAUGGAUCCAACAGUUUGCAUGGAGGAGUCAAAGGGUUUGACAAGGUUAUCUGGUUCCCUGAAAUCCUGCCAGAUGGUGUCCGCUUUUUCAGAAUAAGUCCAGAUGGUGAAGAGGGAUAUCCUGGUGAGCUGAAAGUGUGGAUAUCAUAUACACUCAAGGAUGGGGAGUUAAUAAUUAAUUACAGGGCUCAAACUAGUAAGACUACACCAGUCAAUCUAACAAACCACGCUUACUUCAAUCUUGGAGGUCAGGGCUCAUCCAAUAUCUAUGACCAUGAGUUUACCAUAGAGGCAGAUUGUUACUUGCCACUGGAUGAAACUCUGAUUCCAACAGGAAAGAUCACACCAGUGCAGAAUACUCCAUUUGACCUGCGAAAGCCUAAAGAACUUGGGAGUCAUUUGCAGAAGUUUCAGCUGAAUGGAUUUGAUCACAACUUUUGUUUGGUCCAGAGAAAAGAACAUUUCUGUGCCAGAGCUUAUCAUCCUCCUAGUGGCCGAAUGAUAGAAGUUUAUACAACUCAACCUGGUGUUCAAUUUUAUACAGGAAAUUUCUUGGAUGGGACUCUAAAGGGUAAAGAGGGCCAAGUGUACCUCAAGCAUUCUGGUUUCUGCCUUGAAACACAAAACUGGCCAAAUGCCGUGAAUCAGUCUAAUUUCCCAGACGUCCUGUUGUACCCAGAAGAUGAAUAUAAUAUCACAACAUGUUUCAAGUUCUCUGCAUCUUAAAUGAAAUCAUGAACCUGAACGGGAUCUACGUGGCGAUACAGAUCUGGAUCUACGAGGAGACAGAGAUCUAGAUCUGCGAGCUGAGACAGACCUGGAUCUAAAUGGAAACAGAUUUACAGUUAUACUAUUCUUUGCCUGCUAAAGCUACAA